GGAAAGGUCAAUAUUUGACAAAUGGCCGCUAUCUGUCAGUUUUGUGCGGAAUAAACACCACGGACGUUUAUUUAUUUUUAAAAUAAUAAUGGAUGAAAUUUGCCGAUUAUGUUGUUCUACAAAGUUUGUUAAUAAUGAUAUAUUUGACGAAGAAAAUGCGUUGUACCUAAAAAUGUCUUUAUAUUUGCCAAUAAAGGUUUUUAAAAACGACCGGCUCCCCAGAAAAGUCUGCGACAAGUGCAGUUGCAAAGUGAACGACUUCUAUCAGUUUUGUAAUGAGACUAUCGAGGUUCAAAAUAGGUUGCGUAGUUUAUUCCUCUCUUCGGAAGCCUGCAUUAAUGCAUCAAUUGAUCUCACACUCGUCAAGCACAGCGCGUCGCCCCCUCCCAGCCAACCCGUGCAAUGCGAGCGCAGCACGCAGACAGAUGAGCCGGGGGCACCUCCUGCCUGUGAAGUCACCGUGCAAGUCAAACAUGAACCAGAUUCGGUUUCAUUAUCACCCGUCAAGAAAGAAGAAGAUAAUUAUUACCACAUAGAUUCUGAUCACUUUGAUGAUGGCUCCUCAGGUAGUGAUGAUAUAUCUUUAAUUAGUCUAAAAAAGAAAAAGAGUAAAGGAUCAACUUUGAAUGGGGUCCAUGCAACUGAUAAAAAGGCAAGAAAGAAAGCAGCCAAUAUGAAAGAAUGGGGAGAGCUGAUGGAGUCUCUGCCUGAUGCAACCCUCACAGUGGUGGAGAGCGGUGAGCCCGGGAUGCCACUAGACAGCAUCAAGGAGGAGAUGCUGGCUGAGAAGCCACAGGACGUGUUCCACUGCUGCACGUGUUUCACACAGUGCUACAGCAGGGCUGAGAUGGUGCAGCACUACAGGCAGCACGCGGCGGAGGCGUCGGCCGAGGCGCCGCCCGCCGCGCCGCCGCCGCCCGACACCGACCCGCUGCGCUGUCCGCGCUGUCGGAAGAAGGUGUCUCGCGGCGAGUGGGCGGCGCACUGGGCGCGGCACUGGGAGCGCGACCGCCGCCCCUACUCCUGCGCGCUCUGCGAGAAGACCUUCCGCGACCCGCACCAGAUAUUCAAGCACGGCACGACGCACAAGCUGGAGGCGGGCGGCGCGGCGGAGCCCGUCAACAAGCGCUUCGUGUGCGACCUGUGUCCCGAGGCCUUCGUCUACAUGCGCUACCUGCAGGCGCACCGCACGCGCGCGCACCCGGAGGCGGCGGGGCGGGCACUGGCGCUGCGCUGCGGGCUGUGCGCGCGCGGCUUCGCGCACAUCAACUCGCUGCGGCGCCACCUGCGCGCGCACUCGGGCGAGCGCAACUUCCUGUGCAGCGUGUGCGGCAAGGCGCUGUCGUCGCGCGAGCACCUCAAGUUCCACGUGCGCAUCCACACGGGCUACAAGCCCAACGUGUGCGCCGUGUGCGGCAAGGGCUUCGUCAAGAAGUGCAACCUCACGCUGCACGAGCGCGUGCACUCGGGCGAGAAGCCGCACGUGUGCGCGCACUGCGGCAAGGCCUUCAGCCAGCGCUCCACGCUCGUCAUCCACGAGCGCUACCACAGCGGCGCGCGGCCCUACGUGUGCGGGCUCUGCGGCCGCGGCUUCGUCGCCAAGGGGCUGCUCUCCAUGCAUCUCAAGACCACCUGCAUCUAGCGGAGCACAACGGUAACGACGCAUUCUUGUUCUUUACUGAAGCCAUAUCAAUCGUAUUCACGUAAUUAUAUUGUAAAGGCUACAUGUUAUUCAGCAACGAAAAGAAUUUUAAUUCAAGCCGUGCUUGACACUGCGAUUAGUAUAAGAAACAGCAUGUAAUGUACAGAAUAACUUUUGAAAAAAAUCUGAUUUAUUUCUUUUUUAAUAUUUGAAACUGCAGUUAAGUUUGAAAAUUGUAAUAUGUACCGGUUUGUUCCAGGCAAACGCCACGCUCCCCGGGCUGAGCACAUACAGACUGAUGUACUAGAUAAUAUAUACUGCCGCGUGACGUCACGCGCACAGGUAAACCUACCACUACAUACGGGAACACUACACUACUACACUUCUGUUAUACAUGUAUUCAAAAGUUGGGACUUGCAGUUGCCAUACCAAUAUUUACCGGUAUUUGUAACAAGAUCCUAUAGGUUUUAAUUUUUAAUACUGUGGGCCCCUAACGGACCAUCAAAGAAACUUUCAGUUAAAUAAUAUUGCAUAAUUUAGUAAUUGUGUACAAUAACAUGUACAUUUGUACAUAGUUCCCCAAUAUUCCGCAAGUACCGCGUGGCGCUGUCUCGUGGACACUAGUGAUUCUUCACUCACUGUUACAGUAACGUACCUCGCAUUUAUCACUAAUGUAGACCAUUAAGUUCUGGCGUUAUUCAUUAACAUUGCGAUAAAAACAUCACAAAUAAUAACAUGAGUAGCGGUUUCCUCCGCAAAUGUAUUGAAAAAACACCCACAUUAUUAUGUAAGUUUAGUUCCAUUGUAAUAUACCUGAUUGUAUUUAUUUCACUUGUAAAGUUAAUAAAUUGUUUUUAAAGCAUAAUUUAAUCACAAAAAGUUACUAACCAACCAACUUCAAAAAACCGGCCAAGUGCGAGUCGGACUCGUGCACGAAGGGUUCCGUAAAUUACAGUUAAA
Helicoverpa zea (corn earworm) is the source of this 2602-nucleotide messenger RNA. Its product is annotated as zinc finger protein 382-like. Gene Ontology annotation, molecular function: RNA polymerase II cis-regulatory region sequence-specific DNA binding; DNA-binding transcription factor activity; zinc ion binding. The record is from RefSeq and is a predicted model, not a curated record. Gene Ontology annotation, cellular component: nucleus. The transcript is spliced from 7 exons. Gene Ontology annotation, biological process: regulation of transcription by RNA polymerase II. NCBI's taxonomy places the organism in Eukaryota, Metazoa, Arthropoda, Insecta, Lepidoptera, Noctuidae. Bases 89 to 1642 code for a protein of 517 amino acids.